Molecule: messenger RNA, 2575 nt
Organism: Onychostoma macrolepis
Lineage: Eukaryota; Metazoa; Chordata; Actinopteri; Cypriniformes; Cyprinidae
Product: ALK and LTK ligand 2a-like
Exons: 6
Coding region: 1063-1476 (137 amino acids)
Biological process (GO): positive regulation of ERK5 cascade; positive regulation of ERK1 and ERK2 cascade
Molecular function (GO): receptor tyrosine kinase binding; receptor signaling protein tyrosine kinase activator activity
Source: RefSeq, a predicted model, not a curated record
CGUUUUCCUUAAACGUGUUCUCCUCAAUGUCCAGGUUUAAUUUUGUUUAAGACAGGGAACACUUACGGUGUUAGGUGUUGGUCUAAUUGACUUUAAGGGGCCCUAGACGGCUGCCUACCUUUGCCUAUAGCGUUGAGUCCGCCCAUGCAGAUCACCAUUCGUGACCGGGAUAGGAGCCAGAUUUCUCCAUGUUCUCUUUUGCUUUGAGGGAGUGGUAUGAACUAAAGCAAACACAAACUAAUCCAAACUCACUUUUCUCCUGUCUGUUGGGCUGACUGUUUCUCUUGUGCUAUCAUUACCAUUACGCAGAAUAAUUACAUCAGCUGCAGCCACUUCCAGGCAUUGAUCUGUAACUCGAAUCAAUCCUCUGGAGACACAAGGGGAUGAAAUGGUGAUCUAUGGUGGUGUGUGAGGGGAAAAACCUGACUUUCAGGCACCAUAGGAGUUCCAGUCUGUAGAAUGGUGGGACAGUUCCUGGUAUAGCAUCUCUUCCUGCAAGCACAGCUUUCUAAGUGCUCUAAUGAGAUAGUGGGCAAGAAAAAAAGUCCAUGGGAUGCUGCAUGUGAGAAACGGGAAGAUGUGCGGUGUAUGUGUAACGAGUUUCUAAUUAAAGACACGGCGAUGUAAGACCUCGAGGGACGACUCCUUCCGUCUGAGAGCCUCAAUAAAUUGGCGAGAAUCGACGGCGAAUGUUUGGAGACGUUCAAGACGAGCGACGCGUGUCCUCGAGGAGCUUUCACUGGAGUUUUCUCAAGUCUCGGAGACAUCAGAAGGGAGCCUGACCACUCAAACUUCCCACGCUUGAAGUGAUUAAAGGACGAUACGCUUUAAAGGAUAGCGCUCUCUCUCUCUCUCUCUCUCUCUCUCUCUCGUUUUGCGAUCCUCGCGUGGGGUUAUAUAGACACCGGACGCUCGAGACUCAAUAAAACACAACGCGCGCUCAAUCGCCUCAGGCUGUGUCGAUUGAGGGAAAGAAACGCAGCAACACGAGAGACUUCAGCAGACUGCGAGAUCCAGGACUUGGGCAGUGCGGGACUUGCGCGCACUCUGGUUGCGGGAGCGAUGCGCGCGUUGCGGGCUCCGGUUCUAGUAAUGGGGCUCGUCAUGUUAAUCUGCACUACUGCACAAAGCGAGGCCAGCGUGAACAAGGUCGAGAAAACAUUCAGACGGAUAAUAGACAUCAUGAGACUGGUGGAAAACAGCGCUGACGACGCAAGCGCGCAAGAGAAAGAGAGCGCGCAUCAUCUCAAAACGGAAACCGGGGAAACAAUUUUAAAAAUCUUUCCCAGAGACGUCAGAAAGAAAGAGAAGGUUAUCAGAAUCUUAACAGGUCCUCUUUAUUUCAGUCCAAAAUGCAGGAAGCACGUCUACAGGCUUUAUCAUAACACCAGAGACUGCACCAUCCCUGCAUACUUCAAAAGAUGCGCACGACUUCUGACGCGACUGGCGGGGAGUCCUAGAUGUCAAGAGGGUUAACUUUACCAGCAGGUUGAAGCCAAACCAGAGUGACCCAGAAAAAAAAACAGCAGUCAAAGUGCCUUUGGACAAGAGAAGAGAAUUUAAACCAACACGCAACAUUCCACAUAAUCAGCAAAUCACGUCCAGAACACUGCUCUGCCUCUCCGGAGAAUAGAUGUGGGAAAGAAUUGAUAGAGCAGUAAACGAACACAGUAUAAUGGGAUGCACUUGCUCAAGGACGGUCUGCUGGACUCAGCAUGGAGCCAAUGUUAAAACACAGGACGACAGAGAAAGAAAACAGAAAACCCAUCUGGCGCAUUGGGUUAAGAACCUAUCUGCCAAAAAAUAAAACCAUUUUCCAUCGUUUCAUCACGAAAAAAGGGAUUGCCAUGGUUUUGCGUUUUGUUCUCAUCAGAUAUGGACUCGUCACAGUCAGUGCUGAUGUUUCAUGCGACAUGCUUCGAUGGGGUUACAAUUCAGAGCCGUGACGACAAAUUGUGUUAGUUCACUGCGACAAGAGAGAGAUUUGCUUUUCUCUGUGCUAGAACUGAAAACCAGUUAACUGCAUGAACGUUUCCUUUCGCUUCUGUUUGCCAGCAAACAGGUAGAUUUUUGCAGUAAAUCCGUGAAAAGCUUUUCGUUUUUGUGUGAGACUGUGAGUGUAUGACUGUGGAAUAUAUUCAGUAUAUUUUGAUAUGUAAAUGUUGUACAAAUGAGACUUAAAAAAAAAUCUGUAUAACAAACAUAUAAGCGUCUGACGUACGAUGGGAUGUGUAUAUUUAAAAGAAAAUAUAUUUAAAUAAAUUAUGAUUGUUUAAACACUGGUCUUUAAUGUUAUAAAAAUAGACCAAAAAAUGAAAGGUUAAUCUUCUGUAGCAUAAAACAUAGUCUCUAUCUAGUUGAACAGCUUAUCUUGGCAUCGGAAAAUAUAUUUUUAAGGGAGUUCAAGAUCUCUUAUCACUCAUGGUGGAUGCUUUGGAUGCUUCAGAGAUAUUGAAUUUUUUGUCUGUAACCACACCAAAGAUAACGGUCAACUUCUGUUGAUAAAUAUCUUAGCGAUGAGGAAAAUUCUCCAGAGGGUUCCCGAAAAGAUGAAGAGAAUGAAUGGGAGAGGAAA